This is a messenger RNA of Rangifer tarandus platyrhynchus (Svalbard reindeer), 696 nucleotides long. Lineage: Eukaryota; Metazoa; Chordata; Mammalia; Artiodactyla; Cervidae. The record is from the annotation of a GenBank genome assembly.
AUGGGGCAGGAUGAAGGGGCCACGGCCAUCGUGGCGGCCAGAGGAGAUGUCACGGGCGACCUUGAAGAACCGGUGCGAGAGGAUGUGGUUCUCUCUGGCUGGGGUGGAAUGCGUCCCGUUGAUAUUCUAGUUCUUACUGAUCCAGCUUUACUCUGUUUCCUGCAUCUUGACAGCACAGAAGUUACUUGCGUGGAAAGUGACUUUGUAGUAGGAGGCACGGAGGAGGAGAGCCGCUGUUCUUCAAAGGAACGCGGGCGGAUCUGCGGCGGCAGAUGGCCCGGGACCGUGCUCUGGCAAACAGCAUCUUUAAAAACAUCUGCGCACGCACAACGCUCUCCUUUUCUUCCUGACCUGGGCGGACGGCAGUUUCUCUACGUUUGUUCAGCUUUGCCUUUAUCGCCACUCCCCCACGUUCUUUCUGAUGAAAUAGUUCAAGACUCAUUUCGAAGCUCUCACCUGGGGAACAGUGAAGACACCAGCUCCUGGGCUCAGAGCAACUGCCUUCAAUAUCGCCUCGUGGUCUCAGGCAGCAUCUGGACCCGGCGGCUGACGAGCAGGAGCCCCUGGGAACCUUCCGUUCGCGUGCUAGACACGAAGGAGGGUGGAGCCGAGGGAGGGGCCGGCAGGGGAAAGGGCUCCGAGCUGGGGUUCGGGGGCGUUUGGAGAAGACUUUCCGGAGAGGCGAUGCUGGAGUAG